UCCAUCAGGAUAAACAGAUGCUCGUCGUCUUCAAUCAACCGCUCGAUGUGCACAAGGGAAGGAUGUGCACUGGCAAGGAUGUUGGGUGAUGGAUGAUCUGGCGAGUGAACCGGGGCCGGCGGAGGCGUCCGACAAAAACAGCGAGCCUGCCCAAGCACACACGACUGAGAUCUUUCAAAUCUCUCUUGCCUCCCUGAGUUCAUGUGUGUGCGGCUAGCAAUGGAUGUGCGCACGCACCUACCGCGACUGCAGGCGGCAGAGAUAGUAGUCCUCAUCUGAGCAGGAAUAUGCCGGUCCAUGUCGGGACGACGGCGGCACGGCGGCGUUGUCGACGGUGCCUACACGGGCGCGUCUUCUUCGCUUCUUCCUGAACAUCCCCUGAUUAGAAAGGCCGCAUCCUCUGUUCCGUCGUCGUCGUGGAUGAUGCGGCGUCGGGCACGUCGUCUUGAGGCCUUAAGGUAGGCCAGACGACACGUCGUCUUCGCUUUCUCGGCUCCUUCUCUUUUCUCAGGGCAGGGGCGGCCGCGGAGCAGUUCGGCGUUGGAUGGUUCGGCGUUGGGUGGUCGUGGUUGUUGUCCACCUUCAUCGGUGUGCCAUCCCGAGCGACCAAUACGAGGUCUUGCGCCUUCCAGAAGUCGCCUGUGAGCAGGGCGUCUGAGAAAAACAGAGAGCUGGCUGGGAACAAGCAGGGACGAGG
Molecule: messenger RNA, 697 nt
Organism: Vitrella brassicaformis
Lineage: Eukaryota; Vitrellaceae
Source: the annotation of a GenBank genome assembly